GAGAUGGCCCUGGGAUGGAACAUGUAGGGGGCAGAGCAGGGGGAAGCAGUGGUGCAGGAGCCCUGAUUGCAAUGUAGGGGGUACGUGGGGAUAGGGAGGAGUGAAAAGGCAGAUAGAAAGGGGGCAAGUUGUGGGGAUGGGUUGUGGAGCCACGGUGGGAGGGAGGCGGUGUAGUGACAUGGAGCUGUUGGAGAGCAAGGGUGAGGGCAGAGAGUCACAGGGGAGUGGUGAUGGUGAGGGCACAUGGACCUGGUGCGGGCACGUGGGACAGUGGAGGAGUGGUGCUGAGGGGACAUGGGGCCAUGUGGGGUUGGGGGCAGGGGAGUGAGGACACACAGAGCCGCGUGGCACAGAGCUCCUUGUACUACUCUCUAAUCCCUACUAAUUGGCUUUGCCCCCUGGCCAUCUCCCCUCCUGUUGGUGGGGGUGGGGGGUGGAGGGAGUUAAGAGGAUUUUCUUGACUCCUUCUUAAGGUGCUGCUGUCCCAUGCCCUUGCUCUCUGCCUGUUCCAGAGGUGCCCGGCUGCCUGUCCACUGCGCCCCGGUGUCCAGCCUCAUGCCACGCAAGCAGCCAAGCAAGGCUGAAAAGGACACACACAAAGAGGCUGAGAUCCUGGGCAAGGGCAAGGUGGGAGAAGUGGGGGAGAAGCCCCCCAAGGACAAGGAGGAGCCCAAAGCCAGCAAGAGCCCUGGCUCAGAGACCCGCUCCAACGCGCACACUGGCCACAUGCACAAGAGCAGCAAGAAGGGCCACAGCGACCCCAACGCUGCUGCCAUCAAGGUCUACUCGCCUUUCCUCAACACCGUCUUUGGCAAGGAGAGGGAGCUUUCCCCGGAGGAGAUAGAUGAGCUGCUAGAUGCCUUCAAGGAGUUUGAUACAGACCAGGAUGGCUACAUCAGCUACAAGGACCUGGGCCCUUGCAUGCGGACAAUGGGCUAUAUGCCUACCGAGAUGGAGCUCAUCGAGAUCUCUCAGCACAUCAAGAUGAGGAGUAAGCUUGGCCUGCCUUCUGUACCCUCCUUCCACACUGCCCACUCCAUGGGUCCCUUCCCCAGACAAACCCCUCCUCCCAUGCUGUCCUUGCUUGGGUCUCUGCCCCAGACAGACCCCUCCUUCAUGCUGCCCUGCUGUGGAUUGCCUCUGCAAAACAUGCAAGCGUCUCUAAUUGCUUGUGUGCCCUGUGCAGUGGGUGGCCGCGUGGACUUUGAGGACUUUGUGGACAUGAUGGGGCCAAAGCUAAGGGAGGAGACGGCCCACAUGGUGGGUGUCCGGGAGCUGAAGAUUGCCUUCCGUGAGGUAUUGGUUAGGGGGGAUGCUAGGGCUUGGCAUGGGGCGUGGGGUGGGGACCAAGGUAUAGGGGAGGGGGGUGUGAGUGUCUUCGGCAUGGGCAUAGGGGGCAGAGGUCCCAGUUUAGCCACCCUGAGCUCAGCCUCCUGCUCUCUGCCCUCCACACAGUUUGACAUGGAUGGAGAUGGGGAGAUUAGCAGCAUGGAGCUGAAGGACGCCAUCUCCGCCCUCCUUGGGGAGCAACUCAAGAUCCAGGAGGUGGAGGAGAUCCUGCAGGAUGUGGACCUCAAUGGGGAUGGCCAUGUUGACUUUGAUGGUGAGGCUGUGGCCCCCUGGGCCCAAGAAUCCCCACCCUAGUCCCCAGGGAGCAGCCCCUCCCUCAGCCCUGAUCCCCAGGUCAACCUCCUGCCCUUGCCUGGAUCUUACAGUAGUCUGAUCCUUGCACUAGCUAAUGCUAUACUAACUGCAGAGACCCCAGCCCAAGAGCCCUCUAGCCCUAGACCUCCAGACAGAGGUGUAACAGGAGAGCUCUCCAUGCUGGGAAGUGGUGACAAUUUUCACCACUCCUUAAUCAGUGCCCGGGACUCCUGUCCAGGUUAGCCCCCGUGCCCCCUAGGCUUGGGGAGCCCUGAGGGGCAGGUUGGAGGGGUGGGGAGGACAACCAGUGCUAGAACAGGUAGGCGGAGGAAGAUGGAAAGGGGUUGUGCGGACUCAUGUGGGGCUGGAGGGGUAUGGUCCAUGUUGGACGAUGGAGGAAAACUUAUGACCCAUGGCCUGUGGCUGCCCUGGGCUCUUGUUCCACUUCCCAUGGCCCCAUAGCCCCAAGCUCCCCAGCUGGAGCCCAGUCACAUGGCUCAGUUAUCAUUCCUAUGGUCAUGGGAAAAUAGGGCUGAAAGGGACCUCACAAGGGCAUCUAGUCCAGCCCCCCUGCUCAAGGAAAGAGCAUCCCGGACAACCGUCCCAGCCAAGUGUCUGUCCCAGUCAUGAACCUAGGUGACAGGGGCAGGGGGCAGGCACUAACUGAAAUAGCCAGGCUAUGAGUGAUGGGCUUUGGCUAGUGGGAUGGUGAGGAGGGGUCUCUGGAGCCACAGAGUGUAGAUACCCAGGCAUUUUGCAUGCACCCUUGGCUGCAGGGAUGGCAUUGGCUUGCUGUGGGUUGGGGGAGGGGAAGGGAAGGGUGGGGGAUCCUGUGCCACAAGUCAGAGUGGGCAGGGGCCAGUGUGCACUCACUCCUACUCUCCACUUGUCUCCUCCCCUCCCCCCACAGAGUUCGUGAUGAUGCUGUCCUCCCGAUAACAAUGACUUGGGGGGGGGGGGGGGCUGGUUGACCUGCCCCCCCUCCUCCCCCCCGCUGUCUCCAUGUUGCCUCAGAGGGACCCAAUGGGCUUGACAUGGAUCUGCUGACCCGUUGUGGUCCUGACCCCCAGCAGCACUAGUCCUGGCCAGCAGCAAGAUUGCUUGAGAUCCCUCAUUCCUCAUGGGCCUCACUAACGGGACCCCCAACCUGUUCAGCCCUGGGACCAUGUCCUUUUUUUGGUCCCUUCUUCUUGCUGCCCAGAGGGCGGGGCUUGAAGCUAGAGGGUGGGGCCUAGACUGGCUUGCCUGAUUGUGGUCCUGCUCAGGGGUCAAGAGGUUGGCAGGACACUGAGUUGUGUGCUUUCUGUGCCAGACCCUAGGCUCUGCUCCCCCACCCCUGGGAGGGAUCCCAGGGAGCUCAGAUCAAGAGAGAGGGUUCCUUCCCUAUAAAACAUUGUCCCCCCACAGUCCUAAGUGGAGGGCAGUCCCCUCCCACAAGCCCACCCCAUCUCCAGCUUAGUACCCUGUGUUUUGGGGCUGCCCCACAUCAGCAGGGAGAUUGGAAGGGAAUGGAAGGGAGGCAUCACCCAAAACCUGUCCCCAUAUGAGGUCUGCCCACAAUCUUGAGUUUGCUGGAUGAUUAAUGGCCAGCAACGAGAGAGUUAAUAGCAUCAGCAUUCUCAUUUGCCAUCACUAGGGUUCAGAGUCAACACCUCAUUCAGGUGGAGAGGGGCAGUUCUCUGGACCUGGGUCUGAAUCCAAGCUAAGGGGCUUGACUUACGGGCUCUGCCCCACCCACAUGAGUGGAAGUAUCUGUGCCAUGUGUCUUUAAAUCACUAGCUGGAAGCCAGGCAGGGACUGCUCCAAGCAGAAGUCCUAUGCUGAGUCAGAGAGAAGGACAGAACUGUGCCAGGGCUUAUGCUGUUACUUGGUACCUAGAGCAGUUGGCCCAGCCUGGCCCUGGCCUAGUCAUGUACUGUGUAGUUUCUACUGCAAGUGAAAUAAUAAUAAAGCUUCUUGUUCAGCAUCAAAAGAAAGUUCCCUUUCAUUCUCUGUAAGCUCUUCUCACUGGCAGGGCAGGGGCAGGGGCAGGGGCAGGGGCAGGACUCAGAGUGACUUGGAAUGAAUUGUCAUAAGAGGAAAAGGAGGCUGAAAAUCAGCUCUGGCUGAGGUGCUGAGAGGAAAGCUGAGACCCUGCACAGCCUGGCAGGGAGUGCCUUGGUGCAUGCUGCAGAGAGCCAGGCUGGGAUGAUGAAGCCAAUCUUCAUGGUGGUGGGGAAGGAGGGUGGGGGGAACUACAGGGAGAGGCAGCAGUGCUCUCCAUGGAAUUCUGCCUGAGGGAAGGGCUGCACCCCUACUGCCUCUUCCUCCCUGCUAGGUGAUCUGGUCCCUGGAGAGCCUGGGUUUGAGUACAAGCACUGUCCCUGAUGUCCUGCUCAGCCUUGGUCUACUCUGCAUCUCCAUCCCCUCUCAGCCAUAUGGGACAGGCCACUCUAAGGGGGUGAAGGGUUGCAGUAUUAGAUCAAUUAGUUGUAUGUGGCCAGGGCUGGAGUUUACCAGAGGCGGUGGGGGCUGGACAGUGGCAGGAGCCAUCUCAGGGCAGGAGCAAGGUGACUUGAACAUCCACUCAGAAGUCCUGCGCCUCAGAGCUUGUCCAGGUUUGAGAGCUUUCAGAGGAGAUGUAGUGUCAGGUCAGUGGGUGUUGUCCAGCUGGACAGGAAGACACAGGUAAAGGAAAUGCUUCCCAUGGGGAAAGAGAUGUGCCCAAGAGCAUGGAGAUCCACUGCAGGGAUGUGGAGGCAGUGGAUGGCAGCAUCUUCCCACUCUGCUACCCAUGCCCAUAUCCCAUUGGCCAUAGCACCAACCAAGAGCAGCACCUCAGACCCAUGCAAGAAGCACAUUCCCAUACAGCUCCUGUCCCUGCCUGCUGGCUCUUUGGCUAAUGGAGUCUGCAACUACAGAAGCCUCACUAGGGUUGGGCCUAGGGCUCUGUGGUUGCACUGCAGGCCUUGGGGGAUAGGGAGUUCCUUACACAGGAGUGCAGACCCAUGCUUGGGGACUGAAUGAGGUUGAGGACUGUUGUUCUGGGCACUGCACAAAUGCACGCUGAGAAGCAACCCCUUAAAGCAUUUACAGUCUAACUAGUUUCAUAGUUUCAUAGUUUCAUAGUAGCUAGGGUCAGAAGGGACCUGAACAGAUCAUCUAGCCUGACCCCCUGCCACAGGCAGGAAUGAAUGCUGGAUUCACAAGACCCCAGACAGGUGAUCGUCCAACCUCCUCUUCAAUUUGCCCAAGGUAGGGGCGAGGACCACUUCCCUGGGAAGUUGGUUCCAGAUUUUGGCAACCCUAACUGUAAAAUAUUCCCUUCUGAUCUCUAACCUAAACCUGUUCUCCAUCAGCUUAUGACCAUUGUUCCUCAUCACCCCAGGUGGUGCUGGGGAGAAAAGGGCUCUGCCUAUUUGCUGUCAAUCUUC
This is a messenger RNA of Alligator mississippiensis (American alligator), 5057 nucleotides long. RefSeq names its product calcium-binding protein 2. The coding region runs from base 487 to 1644 and encodes 385 amino acids. The record is from RefSeq and is a predicted model, not a curated record. Gene Ontology annotation, molecular function: calcium ion binding. NCBI's taxonomy places the organism in Eukaryota, Metazoa, Chordata, Crocodylia, Alligatoridae. The transcript has 3 exons.